AUGUGCGCAACAAUUACAGAAGCCGCACAACUAAUUAUCUAUAAGAUUCAAAUGACCAUUGUCGAUAACAUCUGGCCUGGGUCGGCAAACGAGCAGGCGGAUUACCUGAUGGAUUGGGAGCCAUCCGGGCGUAAUGGACACCUUUCAACCCCAGCGCACGUAUUAGGCGUGAGGCGUAUUUAUCAUCACAGCUCCUCCGACCAGGGGCUGCAGUACAUUAUUUCUUUCACCUUUGUCAUGUCAGCCAAUAGACCACCACAGACGGGGCCCUAUAUAGACCUGAUGUUCAGCCGGGGUUGUGGGAUAAGCGCAAUGAGGCACCGCGACCUCGGCCCACAGCAAGAAAAGGAACGGUUUGUUUCAAACAAUAGGUAUUUUGAGGCGAUCCGGACAAGGACUGCACCGUUGACGCUUUGGAUGGGCAAACUGUCAUAUUGCGUGUCGAUUCCCGCACGAAACAACUCCUCUUAUAAUCCCCAAAGGGUUGUGCUGGUUUUUAAUGUGCUGGUUAUGAUGUUACGUGUUAAACACAACCUAACCCUUCGAAUAAGGAUGAUUUGGUCGACUCAAAAACUUACAAAUUUGCUACCAGCACAGUGUGCCUACAAAGGGCUCUUUUUAUGUUAUAGUUCGGCAAACGAGCAGACGGAUAACCUGAUAUCGCGGGUGAAGCGCAAUAAGGUACCGUGGCCUUGGUCUGAAGCAGGAAAAGGAAACGCGACGGGGUUUUUAGUCAGUAAGAGUCUGGCACUCCAUCAUGCCAUAGCUCGGGAAGUACCAUGCUUACCAUACUACUGGAUAUCUCCGGCCACCGUAAGCGCGGGUCUGCGGACGGCGAGUAAGGGUAGCUCGCCGCCCGACCAGAACCAGACCCGAGAGUACCUACGAACUUUAAUGGAAAGUCUGAUCAACAAGUACACCUACAACAUGUACCUAAACAAAUACGAAGCGAGCUCCUGUCAACUCCAGUUAAUACAACAUGGAUUGAUAAAUCAGGCGUUAUCAUAA
Messenger RNA from Spodoptera exigua (beet armyworm), 1008 nucleotides. The record is from the annotation of a GenBank genome assembly. Lineage: Eukaryota; Metazoa; Arthropoda; Insecta; Lepidoptera; Noctuidae.